Messenger RNA from Perca fluviatilis (European perch), 835 nucleotides. RefSeq names its product calcium and integrin binding family member 3 (gene cib3). Bases 1 to 564 code for a protein of 187 amino acids. The record is from RefSeq and is a predicted model, not a curated record. Gene Ontology annotation, molecular function: calcium ion binding. The transcript is spliced from 6 exons. NCBI's taxonomy places the organism in Eukaryota, Metazoa, Chordata, Actinopteri, Perciformes, Percidae.
AUGGGGAAUAAACAGACCAUCUUUACAGCACAGCAGCUAGACGCCUAUCAGGACUGUACAUAUUUUACAAGAAAAGAAAUUCUCAGACUGUUUGACCGCUAUCGGGAUUUGGCACCGCAACUCGUUCCCCUUGACUACACCAGCAACCCAGAUGUGAAGUUACCGUAUGAGCUGAUUGGCAGCAUGCCAGAGCUAAAGGACAACCCAUUUCGUCAGAGGAUCGCUGAGGUUUUCUCUGAGGACGGAGAGGGAAAUAUGACACUGGACGACUUCUUGGACAUGUUUUCAGUCCUGAGUGAGAUGGCUCCGCGUGACCUCAAGGCCUACUAUGCUUUCAAAAUUUAUGAUUUCAACAACGACGACUUUAUCUGCAAGUCAGACCUUGAGAAGACACUGAACAAACUGACCCGUAACGAGCUGACAGAAGACGAGGUAAGGAUGGUGUGUGAGAAGGUGAUAGAUGAGGCUGACUUGGACAACGAUGGACGCCUGUCACUGGAGGACUUCCAGCACAUGAUUGUUCGAGCUCCAGACUUCCUCAGCACCUUCCACAUAAGGAUAUAAAGAAAUGAAGCAAUCAUGUGCAUUUCUUAAUUUGAGUAUCACAUAAAGUGGACUUACAAUACUGCAGAAUGCCUGGAAAGUUGGGGGAUCCAGAAAGCAACUAUCAUUUUGUGAAUAACUUUAAUGUGAAUAAUUUUGUAAAAAGAAACACGAUCUUCAUCAGAGAUAAUCAGACUUUGCCAUUUAGCAACCAGAGGAAAUACUAUGAGUAACUAUGAAUUGUCUUGUCUUUAAUGGUACCAUUACUGCAAAUAGAUUGGAAUUGUACGAA